Molecule: messenger RNA, 1962 nt
Organism: Hordeum vulgare subsp. vulgare (domesticated barley)
Lineage: Eukaryota; Viridiplantae; Streptophyta; Magnoliopsida; Poales; Poaceae
Product: putative pentatricopeptide repeat-containing protein At1g17630
Exons: 1
Coding region: 1-1941 (646 amino acids)
Biological process (GO): RNA modification
Molecular function (GO): RNA binding; protein binding
Source: RefSeq, a predicted model, not a curated record
AUGCACCGUCUCCGCCGAGCAAUCGAUUCUCGUCGAUGCCACCGGCAGCGCCGUCGCCUCCUCUCCGCCGUCGCUGGCGGCGACCAGCAGAUCCGCGACAUCCCGCCUACCACCUGCGCUGUCCCAUGGAACCGCAUCCUCCGCGCCCACAUCUGCCGCUCCCGUCCGGACCUCGCGCUCGCGCUCUACCGCCGCAUGCGCGCGCUCUCCCCCACGCUCCCCAACUCCUACACGCUCCCCCUCGCCCUCCGCGCGGGGACCUCCGCACGAAUCGCGUCCGCCAUCCACGCACACGCCCUCCACCUUGGCCUGCAUGCCCACCCGGACGUCGCCCGCCAGCUCCUCGCCGCCUACGCCAGGCACGGCCUCGCCGACGAGGCCCGCCACGUGUUCGACGCAAUGCCGUCGAAGAGGACCACCAUGUCCUGGAACAUGCUCAUCUCCGCGUACUCGGUCUGCUGCGACCCCAACAACGCAAUGGCCACGUUCGCGCGCAUGGCCGCCACUGACGAGCCGCUCCCCGACGCCGUGACGUGGACGACGCUGCUCUCGGCGCACGCGAGGUGCGGUAAGCACCCGGUGGUUCUUGAACUGUUCGGAGACAUGUACCGCAGCGGAUGCGAAGGUAACGCCGAGUCCGUGGCCGUGGCUCUCUCGGCGUGCCCUUACGCUGGCGACCUCGCAUUGGCGAAAGGGAAGGCGAUACAUGGCUAUGGCUUCACGAAGGGCGUCGUGCGCGGCUACCUGUUCGUGACGAACUCACUGGUGUGCAUGUACGGCAAGCUGGGCGAGAUGGACGACGCCCGGAAGGUUUUCCGGGAAGCCGGGGAGAGGAACAUCGUGACAUGGAACGCCAUCAUCACCAGCUACGCUGCUGCUGGGAUGUGCGACGAAGCGUUAGACGUGCUCGUCCGGAUGGGGCAGCGUGGCGGUAUGGCUGCGCCCAAUGUGGUGAGCUGGAGCGCUGUCAUUGGCGGCUUCGCGUCGUCUGGGGACUAUGAGCGCGCGCUGGAGCUGUUCCGGCGGAUGCAACGGCAAUGGCUUUCGCCGAACGUGGUGACCUUGGCUACCGUUCUCUCAGCCUGCACCGAGCUACUGGCGGUGCGGCUGGGUCGGGAGGUCCAUUCCUACGCGAUCAGGUCCAUGCUCGACCGGCACUCGCUCGUCGAGAACGGACUUAUCAACAUGUACGCCAAGUGCGGGAGAGUUGCCGCCGCACGCACGGUGUUUGACGGUAUGAAGAGCAGGGACCUGGUCUCCUGGAACUCCAUGUUGGCCGGCUACGGGAUGCACGGCCUGUGCGACAACGCCCUCGCACUCUUUGCAGAUAUGGCCGAAGCUAAUGUCGAUCCUGACGGCGUCACAUUCGUCGCCGUUCUGUCGGCGUGUAGCCAUGCAGGCCGCGUGUGGGAGGGCCGCCGUCUGUUUGAUCAGAUGAUGCUGGAGCACAAAAUCUCCCCGUCCAUGGAGCACUAUACGUGCAUGGUAGACCUCCUGGGCCGUGCCGGCUUGCUCAAGGACGCGUCCAAGCUCAUCGAGACGAUGCCCAUGGAAGCCGACCUGUGCGUGUGGGGGGCGCUGCUCAACUCCUGCAGGAUCCAUGGGGACGCAGCCAUGGCCGAAGCCACCAUCGCGAAGGUUCUGCAGGCCGGCGCGGAGACCACCGGCAACCACACGCUGAUCACGAACCUGUACGCCGCGUGCGGGAUGUGGGACGACUCCAAGAGGGUGAGGGUGAUGACAAGGGAGGCCGGCUUGAGGAAGAACCCGGGGCAGAGCUGGAUUGAGGUGAAGAACAAGGUGUUCGCCUUCGUGGCCGGCCGCGUGCCGCCGUCGUUGCCCGGAGCUGAGGAGGUCUUCAGAGUGCUCGAUGAUUUGUAUCGCGAAAUGGAUGACGAGAGACGUAGCAUAGAGGAGGAUCACAUUGUAAACGUUCGAUAGAAGAGAAAGCGUUUGCGGAUA